This is a messenger RNA of Microbotryum saponariae, 3698 nucleotides long. NCBI's taxonomy places the organism in Eukaryota, Fungi, Basidiomycota, Microbotryomycetes, Microbotryales, Microbotryaceae. The record is from the annotation of a GenBank genome assembly.
AUGAUCUUUGAACCCGAUCCCGAUUUCGAAGACGCGAUCGCUAUGGCUGAAGUCGAAGAAGAGGAACAACAAAGACCCAGGGCGAGUCGAACGGUGGUGGCCAGUGGAUCAUCGACUUGGUCAUGGAACGAGACGCGCGUCGACGCGUCCGACGGGAACGAGCUCGAUCGAGUACGCUCGGAGGACGCUACGAAGGGAAAUGGGAUUGGGAUUGGGAUUGGGCAGCAGUGUUUACAGAUGGGAGUGGGCGCACGUUCGAGUUGGGGAAAGGGGAAGGCGACUGUGUUUGAAGAGGAGGACGGCUUUGGUGCGAUGGAUGAGGAUGAGGUCGAGGCGGUCGGGGAGUUCGGAUUGGGUCGAGCAGCCGGUCAGUGCCGUGCAGCGACUGCAGCGACUUGGUUGUACGUUGUACGCUUGAGGGGAAGCCAAGCUGAUCCCGCUAUCUUUUCAUUCGACAGCAGCUUACCCAUCCAGCACCUCAUCUCCGCCCGCCGUCUCAGCCCUUCCUAUCGCCUCACGCACCACCUCAUCAACCCACGACUACACGACCCCCUUCUCCGAUCUGACCAACCUCAACCUCUCCCUCUCAAAACCCGGCUACCUCGAGACCGUGCCUGUUUCAGCAACGACGUUGGACGGCAAGACGGUCAGGUUCGGGAGGAGGAAAAAGUUGGAGAUGUAUCAGUAUACGACGCAGGCCAAGGUUCGUUUCCACCGCAGAUGAGCAGCAAAUUUUCGGAUCAUUUUCGAGGCGGUCGGGGAGAGCGUGCUGACAGACCGAGCGGGAAAUGUUGGUGUUCGUUCAACAGAAGGAAGAUGCCGAAGCGCUGGAGAGAUUGGCACAUUCGAUGCUCGAAACGCCGUACCAUCGUAUGGUCGAACAAAUUCAGCAGGAGCAUAUCUUGGCGCGCAAGCAAUUCGAGGCUGAUGCGUGCGUUGCUUCUCGGUCGAGGCGGGAUGGAGUUGAAGAUGCUGAUGUGUGUUGGUCCGUUGCUCGUGGUUGGUAUAGUACGAAUGCGCAUCUGGUCAAGGACGACGUUGGGAUGAAUUCACCCGAGACGACACUUUGGACCGAUCGGUAUAAACCCAAGAGGUUCACCGAUCUGUUGGGCGAUGAGGCGAGUCCCUCAAGACCACGCGUGCUUUUGGACAUGCACUCACUUUAGCAUGAGCUCGACCUUUUCCCAACAGCGCAUCCACCGUUCGGCCCUCCUAUGGCUCAAAGAAUGGGACCAAUGCGUAUUCAAGAACCACCAGGGCAAAAACAACGCUGCUGCCGAGCUGAGGAGGGAGAGGAGGAAGAAGAGGGCUAGGGAAGGAGGUUUUGGAGGGGCAGGGGCAGGAAAGGAUGGGGGUGUGGGGGAGGGUGGGAUGGUGUAUUCGGACCCUUAUGGGAGACCGCAGGAGAAGGUGAGUGGUGUUUGCCUGACGUUAGGGAGAGGUUGAGAGGGUUUUCUGAUCCGCGCCCCCCCCCCCCCCCCCUUUUUUUUGUCACUAGGUCAUGCUCCUAUGCGGACCACCCGGAUUGGGAAAAACGACCCUGGCCUACGUCCUGGCCCAACAAGCGGGUUACCAAGUCCUCGAAGUCAACGCCUCGGACGAUCGAACGGGUAAAGUGGUCGAGGAUCGCAUUCGGAACGCAUUGGAGAGUACGGCAUUGACGAUGGAUGGAAGGUUGAAGGGGAAUAAACCGACUUGUGUAAUUAUCGAUGAGGUGGAUGGGGCGGGAGGUGGGGGCGAGUCGGUGAGUGUUCGGUGAAGUGGGGGCAGUCCAACGCCGUUACGAAUGAGUGCUGAAUCUUGGUGUUUUGCGUCGGCAUAGAGCUUCGUCAGGACUUUGGUCAAGUUGGUCAAUGAGGGGAGCUCGAACAGGAAAUACCGAGGAAAGGGUAAAAAGGAUCGGCCGCUGCUGCGACCCAUCAUUUGCAUCUGCAAUGACCUGUGCGUAUCUCAACCAAACCUUCUGAAACUCGUAGGCACUGAUUAUGCAGUUGUACUCGCUCAGCUACGCACCAACUCUACGUCCUCUUCGACCAAUGGCCAAGAUCGUGCGUUUCUCGGCACCGACGAACACGAUGCUAGUCAAGCGCUUGAGGACGAUCUGCGACGAGGAAGGUCUCGGCGCCGAUUCGAAGAACUUGACCAUGUUGGCCGAGGUCGCAGAGGGGGAUCUGAGGAGUUGUCUCAAUACUUUACAGGUAGGUGGCAUGGGAACUCGACACGUCGGUGUGCUCUUCGCGAGAUAGGAUGGCUGAAGUCGAGAGGUCUUUUGUAUCCACAGUUCAUCAAACGGCGAAGUACGCACGUCGAUGAGGAAGCGAUCCGAUCGACGAUCGUAGGCCUCAAAGACACGGGUACUUCGGCGACCCAAGUCAUCAACCGGCUGUUUAAGAAACCUCCUCGCAAAAAGGGUGGGGGCAAUUCCGAUGAUCGGUUCGUCAACCGUAUCACACGCGACGUCCAAACCUGUGGUGAAUACGAAAAGAUCUCGCAAGGAUGUUUCGAGAAUUAUCUCAGCGCGAAACAAUUGACCGACACCUGGCCGAGGAUCAACGAGGCGCUGGAUUGGCUCUUCUUGUAUGAUCGUUUGGAUGGGAGGCUGAGGUCUGAUCGGGAUUACGAGUUGUUGGGUUACGUGCCGUAUGCAUUUGCGCCGUGGUACAAGUUGUUUAGUAGUCAUUCGACGAUCCCGCUCGAGUUCCCCAAAGCCGAUUACGAGGUACGUUUUUCCGUUUUACCGUUCGCUGCGCAUCAUCGCUGAUAAUUCUGGGAACCGACUCUUUCUUUCGCAGGCCUACCUCAAACGCAUCGCGCACCAAGAGAUUGUGCAAACCUUCUCCUCGCAACUGCCCCAAGGCCUCAAAUCGCUCUUCACAGGCCCCAACGUAUCCGCCGAACUACUCCCUCUCCUCAAUCGCAUCCUCUCCCCCCAAUUGAAACCCAUCAAUAGCCAAUUGAUCAAGGCCGAGGAUAGGAUCGUGUUGAUCAACUUGGUCAAUACGAUGUUGGCUUUAGGUUUGGCGUUCGUGCAGGAUAAGAAUGAGGAGGGGCAGUUGAUGUACAAGUUGGAACCGUGAGUUCGGAUGAGCUCGCUUUGGUCCGGCUUUGGUCAUUGCGAUAGGCUGACCGCUCUCGGCGCCACGAGCAGACCCAUCGACGUCUUUGUUCAUUUUGAAGGGAAGCGAGCGACCGAUAUCGCGGCGUCGAGGUAUGCCGUUCGACAUCUCGUCACGAGAGAGAUGGAAGCCGAGGUCAUUCGGAGGAGCGAGAGGCACGGUGCCGCCGCGGCGACCAAGACGACGGCUGGAGAUAUCCUGGCGGCUUACAACGUGUGAGUGCUUUGCACAAGUCGCAUAGGAUUGUUUCGGGGGCUGAAACGUUCAUCUCUCUGGGGCGCGACUUCAGAAAACCAAAUGCUGCGAACGGUGCCGCUUCGGGCGUGAAGGAAGCCGUCGAUUUCUUCGGUCGGGCCAUCGUGGCCAAACCCGUCGCCGCUUCGGAAGGUCCGCAGGGUAAAAUUCCUUCCUUUCCCACACUCUGCCCCCCCAUAUUCGAUCACUAACACACUUCACGUGCCUUCAUAUUAACCAGUCAACUUUGUCGUCCAACCACGAGCGAUCAAGGCCGUCUACCGUUUCCAUGAAGGGUUCUCCAAUGCCGUCAGGACGACGAAACGCGUCGCCGACUUUUUGGUCUGA